AUGUCGCGGCGGCCGGCAGCCGGCGCGACGAUGCUCGGCCUCCGCUUCGCCCUCGCGCUCGCGUUCGCGCUCCAGACGCGGGCGCAGGACUCGGUCAAGCCCUGCCCGCCGCCGUCCCCGACGCUGGCCUCCCGCGGCGGCGAGGGCACCUUCACGGUCACGUUCCAGAACGACAUCGACGAAGAAAUCAGCCUCUUCUGGAUCGACUCGCACGGCAAAGAAGUCCCGCAGGGCACGAUCCUGCCCCUGGCGGAGACGACGCGCGAGUCGUACGGCGGCCACGCGUUUCGCGUGCGCCAGAUGGGCGGCGCGCGCGAGACGCUCGUGGAGACGGUCAUGGAGGGCGCCAAGCGCAAGAUCAAGAUCCGCGUGGGCGCGUGCGGCGCGCUGGCCGCGAUCCAGGCCCUGCCGCCCGCGAGCCCGCGCGCCGCGGAGUUCGAGGCGCUGCUCCACGACCUCGGCCGACCGUGCUCCGGCCCGAGCCGGGACUGGAGCUGCGUCCGCUACCUCCACGCCGAUGAUCUGCGGACCCGGGACCCGGAGGCCUACGGCAUCCAGCCCAACGAGACGCACGCCCGGCGCUGGUACACGACCGUCGACCACACGUACGUCGACCAGAUCAACCGCAUCCCCAAGGUCACGGCCGGCCCGGGCUACGCGAAGAUGUCCUUCACGCAGCCCAUGCACGACGCCUUGACGGAGUGGUCAACCUCGACCACUUCCCGGAGACGCACGGCGCCGUGCUCCGCGAGAUGCGCGAGAUCCUCCAGUGGUGGACGGGGCUCCGCCUCAAGCACACGUCGACCUUCGGCGUCCGCGUCUACCGCCGCGGCAGCUCGCUCAUCGACCACGUCGACCGCAUGGACACGCACCUCGCGUCGGCGGUGA
This is a messenger RNA of Aureococcus anophagefferens, 888 nucleotides long. RefSeq lists its product as hypothetical. NCBI's taxonomy places the organism in Eukaryota, Pelagophyceae, Pelagomonadales, Pelagomonadaceae. Bases 1 to 888 code for a protein of 295 amino acids. The record is from RefSeq and is a predicted model, not a curated record. The transcript has 2 exons.